This is a messenger RNA of Penicillium argentinense, 894 nucleotides long. RefSeq lists its product as uncharacterized. NCBI's taxonomy places the organism in Eukaryota, Fungi, Ascomycota, Eurotiomycetes, Eurotiales, Aspergillaceae. The annotation marks the transcript as partial. The transcript has 2 exons. The record is from RefSeq and is a predicted model, not a curated record.
AUGUAUCUUCCGCAAGAGAUAAUUGACCUUAUCACAUUUUACGUCGAGAUCGACACUUCGCAAUAUCUUUCAAGGACAUCGACUGCUCGUGCAUUCCGGAUAACGAACGACAAGAACCGGAAGAAUUUGGCUCAACUCCGGUUGGUCAACAAAAGCUUCUGUCACAGUGCCUCAACCCGUCUCUUUCGACACAUUAUAGCCAUAGCCCAUUCAUCGUACGACACCACCCAGUUACCAUCUUUAGGAAGGCUAGUGAACCUGUCCAAAAUCCCAUAUGCCCAAUAUGUGCGUCAAGUCGACAUUGGAUACGGUUCCUUCCCAUGUUCGAUACGAGAGAUUAGCUUAUACACGGAAGACCUUGCCGCCUUGCUGUCUUCAUGCUUGCGUCAAUUUCACAAUCUCAAAGCCCUCGACUUCCGUGGUCCGCCAUUGGCACUCUUGCCCCAUGAUAAGAUAAAAGCAUCCAUCGACUCGAUACUCAUGUCGUUAUGCUACGUGCCUCUGCCCAACUUGACGGAACUUGAGAUUCAGUUACCAAUGACGAACGAUUUUGCCCCCUUAUUUGCCGAGAACAUCAGCACAUUGCGGAUACCGAUUGAGCAGACUCUUAGCUGCCUUCAGUAUCUCGGAUUGCACGUCUAUGCGCAGACAAACCAGCAAUCCUGUGCGGCUUACUUGUUAAGGAUCGUGGAGCUUUCAACAAACCUGACUUCCCUCUCACUCAGUAGCACCAACUAUCUGAGCAUUGAUAGUCUUGAACUCGGUUCAGAAGUUCACCUAAGGUUUUUGUCAUUGCACAAAGUGAGAAUUUCAUCUCGAAAUCUCGUCAAUAUUAUUGAGCGAUGUAACGAGUCGAUGCGCUAUAUCCAGCUAAAGCAUGUGAAGAUCGAGUCU